AUACAAACAGAGUUCUUCUGUACAUUGUUUCGCCAUUUCGAUUUCAUCCCAAACAGAACAAACGCAUGCAUUUAUUUCACGGCCAACCGCCACGGCCUUCCACCAACGCCGAUGAUGCUUCCACAGCCGCUCCUCCUACUAGCCGCCACCGCCCACGACGGAGGCGACGCCGACUUGCCACCAACCGAGCCACCGGACCUCAGAUCCAAGCCUCUUGUUCUCGUCAAAGUCUGGUGCUUGGUCAUCGUUUUCGUGGCCACUUUCCUCGCCGGAGUCUCCCCUUACUUGGUGAAGUGGAACGACGGCUUUAUUCUCCUCGGGUCGCAGUUCGCCGGCGGCGUGUUUCUGGGCACUGCUCUGAUGCAGUUCCUGAGCGAUUCGGAUGAGAAUUUCGAUAGCUUGAUUGAUAAAGACUACCCUUUCGCCUUCAUGCUGGCGAGCUUUGGAUAUUUGCUCGCCAUGUUGUCAGAUUGUAUUGUUCUCUAUGCUUAUCGCAGACGGAGAGGCAAUGAUCAUGGAAGUGAGAGGCCAUCAGGCGUUCUCCAGCAGAGAGAAUCUAGCAGCGGCGCAGGACCCUCCCAACCAGAUAUUCAGGUUGAUCAUCCAACAAGUAACCUACUACUGCUCUUCAGUGCCAUCUCCUUUGGGGACAGUGUGCUUUUGCUAAUCGCUCUGUGUUUCCACGCCAUAUUUGAAGGCAUUGGCAUUGGCAUUGGCAUUGGCAUGGCCGAUGCAAAACCCAGAGCCUGGAGAGCCCUCUGGACAGUCACUCUGCAUAAAGCUUUUGCCGCCAUGUCAAUGGGAAUGACCCUUCUCAGAACUAUCCCUGAAAACCCUCUCUUCUCAUGCAUUGCCUAUGCUUUUGCCUUCGCCAUCUCCACGCCUGUUGGUGUGGCCAUAGGGAUAGUAAUGGAUGCCGCCACUCCAGGAGUUGCUGGGGCCUGGAUCUAUGCCAUGUUUAUGAGCCUAACUUGUGGAGUUUUCGUCUACAUCUCUGUUAACCAUUUGCUCUUCAAGGGUUACUACUACCCGAAGGGUGAGGUUUCCAUGGAUAGGCCUCCUCACAGGUUUCUGGCGGCGGUUUUGGGGGUUGGGGUGGUUGCAAUUGUUAUGAUUUGGGACACAUCUCCUCAUCGUCAUGCUUAUGGAAGUGGGUGAUGGCAGGCUCAAGAGUGGAUCCAAGGUAGUAGGUGGGAAGUGGGCUGCGUGGGGGGAGCAGAGGGCAAAGAGCUGGAAAGGGUGGGUGCAUAUAUAUAUUUUUUGAUGUCUAGGCUGAGACUAAGCCCAAUUCAGCUCUCCCUUAGAUCUGCCCCUGCGCAGGCUCUUCAUUCCAUGAAAAUUUAUAGAUAAAAAUGACUGGCAUGUAACCAACCCCACACUAAGAUAAAGGGUUGAUAUGUUGCAUUUUUAUUGUAAAACUACCAAUAGUUUGUGGCAAAUUAUAGCUUUAAGAGUGCAGAAAACUGAACAUCUGUGUUAGAUUUUUAUUCUGUUUGAAGUGGGAGGAUAGCAUAAGUUGUUUCUGGCAUGCUAGAUUGCUAUAUGCGGAGCUUAAAUUCUAGUUACAUCGCAUAUAUCACAUCAUAGUUGUAAUGAAGAUUUAACUUCA
This is a messenger RNA of Diospyros lotus (date-plum), 1609 nucleotides long. RefSeq names its product zinc transporter 11-like. Lineage: Eukaryota; Viridiplantae; Streptophyta; Magnoliopsida; Ericales; Ebenaceae. Gene Ontology annotation, molecular function: zinc ion transmembrane transporter activity. Gene Ontology annotation, cellular component: membrane. Gene Ontology annotation, biological process: zinc ion transmembrane transport. The coding region runs from base 112 to 1158 and encodes 348 amino acids. The transcript has 3 exons. The record is from RefSeq and is a predicted model, not a curated record.